AGGUGGUGUAUUGGUCAAACCACAUGGCGUAGUGGCAAAAAAUGGGAGCAUCUACGAUAGAUUUAAAGUUCAACUUAAAGGAAAAUUUUGCAGUUGAGACCAAGUAUCAAGCUUUCUAUACAGGAGGUCAUGUGCAGGUUACUCAUGAUGGUGACCACAUGUUCUGUGCAUGUGGAACCAAAGUUCAGAUUGUUUCAGUUGAAACUGGGAAAGUGGUGAAAACAAUUGGGACAGAUGAAAGUAGUGAUGAAUUAACAAGCUUUGUUGUGAGUAAUGAUGACAAAAUCUUGGUGACAGCUGGAAGAAGUGGACUUCUAAGACAGUGGGAUUGGAGGACUGGUACCAUAAUGCGAACAUGGAAAUCUAUUCAUGUUGGUCCUGUGGCAUGUAUGACAUUUGAUCCCACGUCUACUCUUUUGGCCACUGGAGGAAGUGACUCAACCAUCAAAGUGUGGGAUAUUAUCAAACAGUAUUGUACACAUAACCUUCGAGGAGCUCAAGGAGUGUUUAGCAUUGUUCAUUUUCACCCUAACAUCAGCAGACUGCAGAUGAUUGGAGCUGCUGACGACUACAAGAUCCACGUUUGGGAUCUGAACACAAGCAGACAGCUGGCUGUGCUGGAAGGGCACUGCAGUGUAGUAACAAGCCUUUCGUUUACUUCAGAUGGGAAUAAAAUGAUCAGUUCUGGUCGAGAUAAAGUGGUUUUAUUAUGGGAUAUGACAAGCUUUCAGUCUUUGAAGACUAUACCAGUUUAUGAGUCUGUGGAGUCUGUCAUUUUGGUGCCAGAAGACAGAAGAUUAUGCCAGAUUGGUGUCACCACUGACAACAUUUUCUUUAUUUCAGCUGGAGAGAAAGGAAUCUUACAAGUUUGGAAUGCACAGUCUGGUCAGCUUGUACAUAAACAGGAGAGCUGUCUUGUAGCAUCCUCGGGUGCUAAUUUACCUGAAGGUUCUCUCAUAAUGCAAGCAACUUACAAUGUUAAGCUCAACACAAUAAGUGUUGUGACUUACGAACACAACAUUGUCUUUUUUCGCCUUGAUGACUUUUCACUCAUAAAACAGUUUGUAGGAUACAAUGAUGAUAUCCUAGACAUCAAGUUUUUUGGGGCUGAAGAUACACACCUUGCUGUAGCCACCAACAGUUCAAACAUAAAAGUGUACAAACUGGAUACAUUUAGUUGCCAGCUUUUAAAGGGUCAUAUGGAUAUUGUUUUGGCUUUGGAUGUGUUUCCAAAAGACCCUUACAUGAUGGCAAGUUCUUCUAAGGAUAACUGUGUGAGGAUAUGGAAAAUGGACAGUGACUCGGGUGAAAUCACCUGUGUUUUUUCUGGAUGUGGUCAUACUCAUGCAGUUGGAACCAUCUCGUGUUCAAAACUAAGUAUGAAAUUUGUCGUCAGUGGAAGCCAAGAUACUACCCUGAAAGUCUGGAAUAUUCCUACCUCUAAGCAUCUGACAAACCAAUCAAAUCAUCCAGAAACCUUAUCUGCACUUUUUACUGAACAUGCCCAUGACAAGGACAUCAACUCUGUUGUUGUAGCUCCGAAUGAUAAACUAAUUGCUACAGGCUCACAAGAUAAAACAGCAAAAAUAUGGAAUUUGUCAGGUUUAAGUCUUCUUGGUGUGUUGAGAGGUCAUCGACGGGGAGUUUGGUGUGUUGUGUUUUCUCCUGUUGACCAAGUUCUAGCAACAUCUUCUGCUGAUGGAACAAUCAAGAUCUGGUCACUGACAGACUUCACCUGUGUCAUGACUUUUGAAGGACAUGAUAGUUCAGUAUUAAAAGUCACUUUUUUGAGCCGAGGAAUGCAGCUCUUGUCAAGUUCUUCGGAUGGUAACGUCAAGUUGUGGACUAUAAAAGUGAAUGAGUGUGUUAAGACACUUGACGAACACACCGAUAAAGUAUGGGCUCUCACAGCAUCCUCUAAUGAAGCAUUCAUUGCUACAGGAGGAGCAGAUUCAAACAUUAUUCUGUGGAAGGAUGUUACUGAGCAAGAUAAAGAAGAAGCCAGAAAAAAGGAAGAAAGUCUUAUUCUGCAGGAACAGAAACUAACCAACCUUAUUCAACAGAAAAAAUGGACAAAAGCUUUAAGCCUUGCCAUAACACUUGAACAGCCUUUUAGAGCCCUCAACAUAGUAAAAGAAAUUCUUACCGAAACACGAGGGAGAGAAGAUCUGGAAAAUGUAAUCAGUCAAAUGAGAGAAGAUCAGUUAGGAGUAUUGCUUCGGUUCUCAGUAACGUGGAACACUAACAGUAAACAUUGUGGAGCAGCUCAAACUGUCAUUUCAGUCAUUCUCAAAUCUUAUUCUGCUGAAGAGUUAUUAGAGUUUCCCGAGAUGAAAGAAAAUGUACAGUCCCUAUUACCAUACACGGAACGCCAUUUUCAAAGGAUGAAUCGACUGUUUCAACAAGCAACUUUUCUAGAUUAUAUGUGGCAAUGCAUGAAGCUAGGGGAGGAGAAGAGUAGCCUAUCAACAGUGGCAACAAGAAACGGCUCAGAAGAUAACACAAAUCUUCCAGAAGAAGGAUUUGUUAUAGACCAUCUCAAAUCUUCUGUUGUACCAGAGUUAAAUGAGGAUGAAGAUGAUUCAGAAGAAACAGAGGAUGAAAAACAAAUUGAAAACAUCAAACCCCUUUCAUUUUCCAAGCAAGGAAGUCAAAAGGAACCCAUUAAAAAAUUUAGCAAAGCAAAACCUAUUAACGGAAAUAACUUUUCCCAAAAACAUUAUUCAGGCAAAAAAGCAAACAACUUGAAAAGAAAAGCUUCCGUAAAAUCAUGUCAGCUUAAGGCCAAGUCGCAAGUUAAGAAAAGGGUCAACAAAAAAUCCAGUUAUUCCAAGUUUAAGACAUAGAAACUAUGAUUAAUAUUUUUUUUCUGUACAACAAAAUUAAAAAAGAUUGUAAUAGUCACUGUAUAUUUUCUUUUACAUUAUUUUUAAAUAAAAGAGAAAAC
Molecule: messenger RNA, 2947 nt
Organism: Limulus polyphemus (Atlantic horseshoe crab)
Lineage: Eukaryota; Metazoa; Arthropoda; Merostomata; Xiphosura; Limulidae
Product: transducin beta-like protein 3
Exons: 23
Coding region: 42-2846 (934 amino acids)
Biological process (GO): endonucleolytic cleavage in 5'-ETS of tricistronic rRNA transcript (SSU-rRNA, 5.8S rRNA, LSU-rRNA); endonucleolytic cleavage to generate mature 5'-end of SSU-rRNA from (SSU-rRNA, 5.8S rRNA, LSU-rRNA)
Cellular component (GO): 90S preribosome; small-subunit processome; nucleolus
Molecular function (GO): U3 snoRNA binding; protein binding
Source: RefSeq, a predicted model, not a curated record